AUGCAGUCUCCCACUGCGAGUCGGGGUGGGGUUUAUAUGAUGGGUCUUUCGCUGGGCAAGUACAGUCACAAGUAGUGCUUUGAGUGUUCUUUAUUUCAGAGAAGUCAUUUUCCUAGUCGUGUGUAUCUUCUUGGAAUCCCGGUGUUCCUCUUUCACGUUCAGUCAUACCCUUAUCCUCGCCCCCAAAAUGGGCCUCCACUCCGCCCCUAAAUGGGACCCCGAGACCACUCUCAACAUCAUAAACCACGGCCACCGCGGCUCCCUCACCUGCGUCGGUUACGCUUAUAGCAAACACCGCGGCUGCAAAACCCAUAUCAACGCCGCCAAUCGCGCCUCCGCGUUCAACAUCCUAGAGGACCUCAAAUACCUAAGCCCACAUAGCUCUUCAGUUCAAGUGCAACUGUAUAAGCUCGCGAGGCACACGCUAUGCCUCGGCAACCACCAAAGUCAGGUUGAUAAGGUAGUCGACGGGUGGAUGAGUGAUAUCGCCAAACUACCAAGAUACAGCACAUCUCGUGUCCAAGUCAAAAGGGAACCUGAGGACUUGGAUAUGGAUGAGAGGUGGGAUGAGAUUAUGGAAUUGAACGAUCUACUCCAUGAUCGGGAGACGAGGAUGUUGCAUCGGCGCCUCGUGCAGGUAGCGCGGUCGCUGGAAAGAGCAGCGGCGAAGGGGUUGGACACUGUGGCGCUAAAGGGCGAGAUGGAGCAUCUUUUGCGCCAAUUGAGGAAGCUAGGAGUGGAGUCACAGCACUUCAAGCAGGAAGAUGACGAGUAUGACUCUGAGGAGGAACGUGCGGAGGAGAGGUGGCGGGAGCAGAAACGGAGGCAGGACAAUUGGGAGAGGAAGUGUCGACAGGCGCACGAGCGUCGGAUGGAGGAACAGCGAGAAAAAGCGAGGCAGCGAACAGAAAGACUAAGAAAAGAGAGGGCCGAGACAGAGCGGCGUGAGACAGAGCGUAGAGAAGAGGCAGAACGACUUAGGAAGGAGGACGAAAAACGCGAAGAGGAGGCGAGAAGGCAGGCGGAACAGUUGGAGAAAGAGAAAGUUGAGAGAGAGCGACGGGAGGAAGAACGUCAAAGACGUGAACAAGAAGAAAAGUUGCGCAAAGCGGCAGAGGAAAGGCGUAAAAGGGAGACCGAGGAGCGGAACGAGCGUGCCAGGCAGCGAGCUGAGAAGAUGAGGAAGGAGAAAGAACGCUUAGCCAAGGAGAAAGCCGAUGCGGAGAAGAAGACGUUGGAGGACGCAUGGUUGCGAUACAGCACGGGAUGGGGUAUACUCAAGAAGAACACUACCAAAGCGACGUCGGCUGAAUUUCGUCAAAUAAUACCGUGGCCUGUCGUUUCAGGCAAAGUUGAAGACGUCAACGAUAAAAAUGUUGAAGAGUUCUACCGAAAGGCUACCCCUUACCAGGACGAUGCCAGCAAGAUGUUCCUAUUUAUGAAGAUGGAAUGUCUUAACUGGCACACCGACAGAUUGCCACAGCGGCUCGGUGACGGUGAGGUCGAUGCCACCCUUGCGGGCCUCUUUAAUACAGUCAUGCGCAUGGUGAUCAAGUUGAGGUCGGAGGUGCAAGAGAGACGAGCCAGAUGAGAUCGCUUUUUCUUCGUUGUCAAUUUGCAUUUCAUUCAUCUCUUACAGUCUAUAUAUCUUUCAUUUCAUUCACGUCUGCUUUACCCCUUGAACGUUAUUUAGCACCGUCAGAAGUCCCUCAGUACCUUGCCGGAAAUAUAGAAGCGAAGUAGCAAUCCUGACGCCGUAAUCCAUCUCGAUGUCUAACGAGGCAUGUCCGGUCUCGCAUGCCACAGUCCGAAGUCGC
Mytilinidion resinicola is the source of this 1817-nucleotide messenger RNA. RefSeq lists its product as uncharacterized. Gene Ontology annotation, biological process: canonical NF-kappaB signal transduction. NCBI's taxonomy places the organism in Eukaryota, Fungi, Ascomycota, Dothideomycetes, Mytilinidiales, Mytilinidiaceae. The record is from RefSeq and is a predicted model, not a curated record. The coding region runs from base 188 to 1591 and encodes 467 amino acids. The transcript has 2 exons.